AUGGCGGCCAGCGAUUCACCCCCUCAGUCGAAGAACGAGGCCACAUUCGCUUCCAGCGACAAUGGAGUCCAAGUCGCUGAGACAGAGUUCAGGGAGGAAGUGGGAGGCUUGCAUUUUGACCAAUAUCUUGCUGGAGGGAUGGGUCGCCAUCUGGGCAUCUUCAGCACAACCUCUCUGAUUAUCGGGCGAAUCAUCGGCACAGGAAUCUUUUCCACUCCUUCCUCGAUCGUCAAUGGCGUCGGAUCUUUGGGGGCCUCGAUGCUCUUGUGGGUGCUGGGGCUUCUGCUGUCCGUCUCGGGGCUCUGCGUCUGGCUUGAGUUUGCCUGCAUGAUACCCCGAAGCGGUGGCGAGAAAGUAUAUCUCGAAGCAGCAUAUCGUCGACCGAAAAUGUUGAUAACGACAAUUUUCGCGGUCCAAGCCAUUGCUCUUGGAUUUACGGCUUCUGGUUGUAUUGUUUUUGCAUCAAAUAUUCUUGUAGCGGCAAACAAGACAGUUACGGAAUGGGCAGAACGAGGCAUUGCCAUUGGCGUCAUCAUCUCGGUCACUGUCAUCCACACGUUUGUCCCGAAGCUCGGCGUUCACGGGAUGAACUUCUUUACCAUCCUGAAGCUUAUUCUGCUCAUCUUUAUUGUUGUCACGGGAUGGGUGGUACUCGGAGGUGGUGUUUCACGAGUACCGGAUCCUCACGCAAGCUUUCACAAUGCGUUUGCCGGGUCCGCACAGUCCGGUAACCCAUAUGCAACUGCAUUGUUCAAAGUGCUCAACUCAUACGCAGGUUGGUCUAACGCAAUGUACGUGCUCAACGAGGUGAAAAAUCCCGUUCGAACCAUCAAGAUUGCCGGUCCCCUGGGCCUUUCGACGUGCGGAAUCCUGUACAUCCUCGCCAACGUCGCGUAUUUCUCUGCGGCGACACCUGCAGAAAUCGCAGCAAGCGGAACGACUGUGGCCUCCUUUUUCAUGAAGAAGGUGUUUGGCUCUGCCGCCCAAAGGGCCCUCAGUGUUCUCGUUGCCCUUUCAGCAUAUGGCAACGUCUUGACAGUAACCUUUGCCCAGUCGCGAGUCAAUCAGGAGCUUGCCAAAGAAGGCGUCAUUCCCUUUCCACGAUUUUGGGCUUCGUCAUGGCCCUUCGGCUCGCCAUCCGCCGGCUUGAUCCUGCAUUUCAUCCCCUCCUUCAUCGUCAUCGUCGCCAUACCCUUCGGAGACGCCUACAACUUUAUUCUCGAUGUCGAGGGAUAUCCUGGAGCUGUCAUGAACUUCCUGGUAGUCGCAGGUCUAUUCUAUCUACGUUGGACAGAGCCAAAGGCACCGCGACCAUUUAAAGUAUGGCUGCCGGUCGCAGCGUUCUUCAUGCUUGGACAGGCAUUUCAGUUGGUGGCUCCAUUCUUGAGGCCUCCGGGAGGAAAAGGCGAUACCAGUCUGCCAUACUGGCUCUAUGCCGUCGUGGGCAUUUCCAUUCUGGCAGCGUCUGUUGUUUACUGGGCUGUGUGGUGGGUGGCAGCACCCAAGCUGGGAGGAUAUACGUUGCAGUCGCGAAACGAGCCUCUUACAGAUGGGACAAAUGUGAUCGUGUAUCACCGUGUACCCACCCAGGACUGA
Trichoderma citrinoviride is the source of this 1596-nucleotide messenger RNA. Its product is annotated as amino acid transporter. Gene Ontology annotation, molecular function: L-amino acid transmembrane transporter activity. Gene Ontology annotation, cellular component: membrane. Bases 1 to 1596 code for a protein of 531 amino acids. The transcript is spliced from 5 exons. The record is from RefSeq and is a predicted model, not a curated record. Gene Ontology annotation, biological process: amino acid transmembrane transport. NCBI's taxonomy places the organism in Eukaryota, Fungi, Ascomycota, Sordariomycetes, Hypocreales, Hypocreaceae.